AAAUACAGGAAGACAGCAGUCAUAUAAACUGGACGACAGAUGAGCAGAUUUAUUUGACCUGAGAGAAACUGUGCCGCAGUGAGACAUAUCUAAGCGCUUCUGUCCAUCCUGCACUCUCCGGUACUGUAAGGAGAGGGGGAGAGUACGGAGGACAGCUGAAGGAGCGACGCAAAGAAGCUGAGGUCACACUUCUCGGAACUCAUUUUCACCCGGAACACCUGCUAUUUAUUUGCAUCAAAAGAUGGAUGAGUGUUUACAGGGGAUGACAGCUGCGCUCUUGGUCUUCCCGUGAUGUGACUUUGCAGGGAUUACUGAGCGAAUAAGACAUCCUGGUCUGUUAACACAGGCCAGCGGUUUGUCUGCGGGAAAAUAAAUCAGAUUUUAUAGUUUGCGCUGGAGCCGGGACCUUAUGCAAUGUGGAGGGAAGUGUGUUCGUGAGCUCAUAUAGCUUUACCUGGCAAUGACAUCAGGCUUAACUUGAAUGGCUCCGUGCUGUAUUGCAGCAAGGUGGACCGGGGCGUGAGGUGGCAAUGCGCGCAUCCUCCGAGUUGGACGUUUUGUGGGGGUGUUAUGUUUCCUAAACGAAAUUCAAAGCAUAAGGCCAUACAUCCAUCCUGAGCUGGCGAACUGCGUCACUGCAUGCGAGUCUUGCAGGUAGGCAGUAUACUCUCCAACCGCCGGGAGAGGAGCAUCAUCCUCUCUGCACUAUGUCUCCGAUAAACGCUUAACAGUUCAGCAGGGAUGGAAUCGGCUGAUGAAUCAAGUAAAGAUCCGCCACUGGGAUCCACAUUUUCCUCAGCACCCAAUUUAGAUUUGGACAUAAAUGCAAAUGGUAGGGUUAUAUAUCAGAAUGGGACGGACCUCAAUGUCAACAACAUCCAAAUCGCAGCCCUGCGAGGAGCCAGUGACCCCAGCGCAUACCCCUCUACAGACUACCGCGCGCUUGUCCGCCAGAGGUUCAUCCGGCGGAGUUUGUGGUUGUCAGACUCCGAGGAGCAGCAGCCAGUGGACACGCCGGAGCCUGUCAACAGCUGCCCGGUACUAAACAUUGACCUGCGGACCAUUGUUGAUCGGACUCGGAGCCGGGUUCUGCAAGGAGCCCGCCUAGGCCUCCAGGAGACUUCCAGCACAGAGAGCCAUGUGGGGCAGAAGGACAGCGCCUCAGAGAGCGCCGACGAGGAGAAGAGAAACCGAAGCGAAGCCAUGCCAAAGGUAGAGGUGGCGCCCUCGGACAUCUCAGGUAAAGCCGGAAGUGACGAGAACGAAGAGGAGCCCGGGAUGAAAGCUGUUUCCACUUCACCUGGGGGGAGAUUUCUCAAGUUUGAUAUUGAGCUGGGGAGAGGGUCCUUCAAAACCGUCUAUAAAGGUCUUGACACCGACACCUGGGUCGAGGUAGCAUGGUGUGAACUCCAGGAACGGAAACUAUCAAAAGUCGAGAGACAGAGGUUCAAAGAGGAGGCAGAGAUGUUAAAGGCUCUCCAGCAUCCCAACAUCGUGCGAUUUUAUGACUUCUGGGAGUCACCGGUUAAAGGGAAAAAAUGCAUCGUUCUGGUGACAGAGCUGAUGACCUCAGGGACACUUAAAACGUAUCUGAAGCGCUUUAAGGUGAUGAAGCCUAAAGUUCUUAGGAGCUGGUGCAGGCAGAUUCUCAAAGGCCUCCACUUCCUCCACACAAGGACACCUCCAAUCAUCCACAGGGAUCUGAAGUGUGACAACAUCUUCAUCACUGGUCCUACGGGUUCUGUCAAAAUAGGAGAUCUGGGCCUAGCAACACUGAAAAGGGCCUCUUUUGCUAAAAGUGUUAUUGGAACUCCCGAGUUCAUGGCCCCAGAGAUGUAUGAGGAGCACUAUGAUGAGGCUGUGGAUGUCUACGCCUUUGGGAUGUGUAUGCUGGAGAUGGCCACCUCAGAAUAUCCCUACUCUGAGUGUCAAAAUGCUGCUCAGAUCUACCGAAAAGUCACCAGUGGGGUGAAACCUGCUAGCUACAGCAAAGUCAGUGAUCCAGAAAUCAAGGAAAUAAUCGGGGAAUGUAUCUGCCACAGAUGGGAAGAAAGGUACUCCAUCAAGGACCUCCUUAAUCACGCCUUUUUUGCAGAGGAUACAGGUGUGAGGGUAGAGCUUAAUGAAGACGAUGAUGGCAAGAAAGCAUCCAUUGCCUUGAAGCUGUGGGUUGAGGAUACAAAAAAACUGAAGGGGAAGUACAAGGAAACUGGUGCCAUCGAGUUUUCCUUUGACUUGGCGAACGAAGUCCCAGAGGUGGUUGCCCAAGAAAUGGUCGAAUCAGGGUUUUUUCUGGAAUGUGAUGUAAAGAUAGUUGGGAAGUCCAUUCGGGACCGCGUGGCUAUCAUUAAAUGGAAAAGGGAGCGGACUGUCUCAGCAGCUGUGAAGAAGCCGCAGCCGAACCUACUGACGGUGCCCGGACCCGCCGUACCACAGGCAGCCAUAUUAGCUACGACAGAUGGUGAGGAACAGGAAGUGGAGCAGCAGACACUGGUCUGCUCCGUGCCAGUCAACCCAUCUACCACAUCUGACAGCGGAGUCGGCCCUGCCAUGCAAUUAGAUGAUCUAAAUAAUCAGCAAAGUAGCUCCAACCAGUCGCUUCCAGAGCCCAUCUCCACAGCCCAGAUGGUCUACAGCCCUCCUGCUCUGGUUGACCCCCAUCACCAGGGGCCCUACCAGCAACCCACAGCACAGGCCUCUCAAGAAAACUACACACAAACAUCCUCUCAACUACGCCAGGGGGCCUAUCAGCAAACCACAGACCAGCUGCAUUCUGGGGCCUAUCAUCAACCUGCUGCACAACUGCACCAGGGGCCUUAUGAGUCUCAAACAACUAGUUCGGCUCCAGCUACACCAGCCCCUACUGUGCACCAGAGUAGGCAGACAGCACAGAGCUUCCCAGCUGCAGACCCCAAUCCACAGCCACAGCUUACUACCCAACCCACACAGGAGCAGUGCAAAGUUCAACCAGCUGCUGUCCUGCCCCAGCUGUUAUCUGCUGAGCAGCCCACACCUCACCUGAGCCCUGCUGACAUACCAACCAGUUUUCCACAGUCAGUAUCCAGUACUCCUCCCCUGCUCCUGCCCCUUCAGAUCAGCACACAGGUACAGAUGAUUCCACCUCAGGGUAAUGUGGCCCUGGUCCGACCUGGGAUGCCUGCUGUACAGACUCCUCUCUGGGAAAGUGGAGUAGAUGCAGAAACUUCUACAGCUGUCCAAGACAAACAAACAAAUGAUCCUACUGUUUCAGCUUCAGCCUCAAUCUUAGCUACAGCUCUAGUUGAAAUUCAAUCCCAAACACCAGCUCUGGUCCCAGCACAAAACCAACCACAGCUUCCAGUAUCAGAUCAAGCCGAGGUCAUGCCUCAAACUAUGGAUUCAACAUUUGUUAUUGACCCAACAUCAGUCCCAAUACAAGAUCCAACGUCAGUGCAAACGAAAGCCCAAAUUCAAGCACCACUCUCUGUGUCAGAUCUCACUUUUGAAUCACCAAAAGACUUAUCGAUAAGCUUAGCUCCAGCCCCUGUCGCAGCUUCUGUCCCAGCUGCAGUUCUGCAGCCUGCUGGCACCCAGACAGCAGGCUCAGUGUCUGAGAGUGCCAGCGUGGCCACAACUCAGCAAAACCUUGAGUCCACAUCUGCAUCUGGCACCCUUCAACAAGAGUCCUUUCUAGAGGAUGUGCUUCAAGACAAACCCAUAUCUAUACCCAAUUAUGCCUAUGACAGUCUCAACUCUGAUGUGGCAUCUGGUAGGGAAACAAGUGAUGGCUAUGACAGCUUGGCUAGCGUAGGGAAGGGAGACGGAAAACCCAGGAAGCACCACCGCAAGUCUGCCCGCACGCGCUCCCGGCAAGAAAAGACCAGCAAACCCAAACUGAGCAUGCUCAAUGUUUGCAACACUGGUGAUAAAAUGGUUGAAUGCCAGCUGGAGACACACAACCACAAAAUGGUGACCUUUAAAUUUGAUCUGGAUGGAGAUGCUCCAGAGGAAAUUGCCACUUACAUGGUAGAGAAUGGGUUUAUCUUACUGAUAGAGAAAGAGAUCUUCAUUGACCAGCUAAAGGACAUUGUUGAUAAAGCUGAAGACAUGCUGAAUGAAGACAUUGAGGGAGAAAGGGCCUCGGCCUUAAGUUGUAGUCCUGAACAAGGCCAGAUAUUUGAAGGACUGGUAGGAGAGCCUGGAGCACAUCAGCCUGUAUAUCAGCAGAACGUUCUUCAUACAGGAAAGAGAUGGUUCAUAAUUUGCCCCGUUGAGGAGACGCCCACAUCCAGCCAGGAAACCCCGUCUGAUGGGACUGUUACACAGUCUCCUGGGAGUUCCACCACUACCCAGCCUGCUGACAGUGUCACUGCAAAACCCAGAGAAGAAGGGUCAUCCUCCACAAUGUCUGGUGGUAGUGGAGGCUUCACCUAUGAUGUCUAUGGAUUCUGUAGCCCUCCGAUAAUGUCCAACACAGACCCUCUCUUCUUAGCUACCCUGUCUCCCCCUGUGUCUGCUCCCCCGACCCUUCAGUCAGUGACAUCAGGGGUGCCUGCGGGCAGCUUGGUGCAGCCCAGUGUUCAUCAGGCUCAGCCCGCCAAAGCACAAACUUUGCCCCCAUCAUCCCCACAUACGUCUUUCCCAAUUGAUGAGUCACGGGGAUCCCCUCUGGAAUCUGUCUCUCCAAUUCAUGCAACUCUGCAGAUGCCCGACUUGUCAUGUGCUGCUGCUAUGGCUGAUGAGGUGCCCUGCUGCUCUCUGGUUAUGCCCUUGUCUCUGGAUGUGAGCGGUUUACAGGCUGUGCCUUCUCUCGCUCCUCUUCCACUCCAGGAGCCAUGUUCAGCCAAAGAUCCUCCGUCUGUCUCCUAUGCCUCGGCAGCACGCAGCGAGCGCCCACAGCAACCUGUGGUGCUUCACCAGCCUUUUUCCAGCAUAGGAGGAAGCAAAAUGUCCUCGGUACCCCAGAGCCCAGCGCCAUCCCAGCACGGCGCAGGGCAUGGUGAGUCAGAUGGUGAAGGAAGGCUUGGCCGUGGAGGCUUUGUGGACAGUACUAUAAAAACACUGGAUGAGAAGCUAAGGAACCUGCUCUACCAGGAAUAUGCUCCCAUGUAUCCAUCAGGCAGUGCUGCAGAGACACCGGGCUCCUGCACCGAGUACAUCCAGUCUCCUCCGGGUCCAGACAGUGCCGCCGGAGGGUCCGGAAACAGCACGCCGGGGCCAAUAGGGGAGGGCCGCUACAGGGGAGGAGAACAGCUGCCCCAAAUUCCAGAGAGAAUGGAUAGUUUGAGCACGUUGAGUGACUCAGCUGUAUGUGCUUCCCUGUCAAGAAGACACGUUCCUCACUCCACCUCCUGCUCUGGAACAAGAGGCCGAUUUAAAAUCAUCUCUGUUCCUCCUGAAGUGGCCAACAGACGAGAUGUGAAGCAGAGGAGCUGGAGCAGUGCUGCCUCACCAGCACAUCCUGUAGGGUACAAUGAGGACUACAUCCAGGCUGAGGCCUUGUCAGAAUCCACCACAAUUGGCCGUUUCUCUGUGGUUAGCACUGAAGAUGACAUGACUCAGAGGACGCGUUGCAGUCGAUACUCUGCCCCGCCAGAUUUCUACCUGGACACACCUCCAUCAAUUGCCAAGAGGGAAUCUCUGCCUCGGGCCGUGACAUCCAACUCUGUCGCUGUGGAUGUCACGGUCCAUGCUCGUUUCCUCUCCUCAGACUCAGGGGCUGAGAGCAGUCCUGCAAAGAGGGCUCCUGCCACCCCGUCACAACAUACUCGCUCUGAACGCAGAGGAAGUGACCUCAUGAAGAGGGCAGUGGCAUUCCUCCGUCGUUCAGGGCGCAGCAGCAGUGUGCAGAGCUCUGACUCACCAAGCAGGCAUGGAGGCAUGCAGGGCUCAGCCUAUGCCAGCAGUGAUAAUGACUCAGAGAUGGAAGACUCAGACAUGAAGACGGAAUUACAGAGACUCAGGGAGAAACAUCUGAGGGAGAUCUCUGAGCUGCAGGCCCAUCAGCGAGGGGAAGUGGAGUUGCUGUAUUGCCGGCUUGGCAAAGCCCCUCCUCCUGGUCUGGGUCUCUCUCAUGUUGCACCACCUGCAGGGCGAAGGAAGAAGUCCAACAAGCACAGACUGAAGCCUGGCAAACUUCUCAGCCCUCUGGUCCAACAAUUUAGAAAUGUCACAAACAAAAGUAGUGACUCCAGUAGAACCGUUGUUGCUACAGGUACAAGUGAACCCGCAGUGAGCCUAAAUGGCUCACCUGCCAAAGGGUCUUUCCCCACUCAAGGGAGGGCUCGGUCCUGCACAAGUCACCUUCCCAGCUCAACACCAGAGCCUGUGCAGACUCAGCAGCCCUGUUCCCUCAAGGGCUCUUUGUCUUCUGAUAAUAUUUACGGUGGACUACAAGGAGACGGCACUGGCACACAAGCUCCACCGGGACAAGGCUGGUCUAAUAAUCCCCAAACAUCCGAGAGAGUGACCUAUAAAUCGAGUAGCAAGCCACGAGCUAGAUUUCUCAGUGGGCCUGUGUCUUUGUCUAUCUGGACAACACUGAAGCGUCUGUGUCUCGGGAAAGAGCGUGGCAGCAGGUCUGGAGCUGGGCCAGGGGCUUUCAAUCCAACCCAGCAGCCACCUUCCGGUGCCACGCCUCCUUCUCACCAGCCGGUGACAGGACUGGCCCAAGCUCAGGCAAAUAACAGCAACAACAAGACAGCCACAUACACUGGCUUAUCCAUUAGUGCCGAUGAAAACAACCUGUCUGAAGACUUGCAGCGGCUGAUGGAGGACUGGGCCCAGGAGGUGCUUAUCGUCACCCACAGGCCGCGCACUAACUCUCUGAGCAUUAGUGGGCAGCAGCUCUGGAAUCAGGUUGUGCACCGAACGCAUGGACAGCUGACAAGUGCUUCAGAUGUAUCAUGGACAGCCCCAGCUCCGGAGGCCUGCAGUGCUUCUUUGUCCUGGCCUGAUAGCACGGAGUCAACAAUCAUUAACAGCCCCUCCACUGGGCCCCAUGGCAGUUGUCAGCUACGCUCUCCUGCUGCAUUCAGGGCCGUGUCCUCGCCUCUCUCUGUUAGCCAGUGGCCUGGGUUGCUCUUUCCUCUUCCUUCAGGAGCCUUUGCCUUUCCUGCCGUGCGCUCAUCCCAGGAUGCCCCCAGCCCCACUUCAGAUCCAUCAUAUCAGACGCCGGACCCCAAAGCCAGGACUCUGUGACUUAAGUAGCAUUGUGUCUUCCAACUCCGUUACCAAAAAUAAAUCCCACUAUAGUUCUAGUCAAUCUUCUUCUUCUUAUUAUUAUUAUUAUUAUUAUACUGUAUAUAUAUGUAUAUAUAUAUUUAACCAGCAUGUAUCUAAUCACAUGUACAUAUUUAAAUCCAUUCUUGAGUUUAAUGUUACUUUGUUAUCUUGCAUCAACAUACCUCAUGUCCAUAUUAGAGUACAUAAUCCUUCAGUGCAGUGUGAUGGUAGUAGUACAUGUAAAGAAGUAUAAUAAACCCAAUCAGGCUAAAAGAAUACAUUUUUGUCAUAGCUUGUAAAUGUAUCUUACCACUCAUUAAAAGUGAACUGUUCAUUAAUAGUAGGUUUAUAUAAAUAGUUCAUGUUUGUUUGCUCAUACCACUUCUAUGGUUGUGUGUAUAUAUGAAUUAUUGUGAGUCUGUACAUAGCCUCUGUGUUUGUACAGAUAACAUGAGAUAAUCCAUUGCUCGGUGCUGCAGAUAUGCGUCUUAAUGCAACACCUCAUUAGCCACCAUCAUGCCGUCACUGUGAAGACUUGACAUCCUGGUCAGUAGGACCGGUUGCUUAACUUUGCUCUCAGUCCAAGGAUAGGUUUCAUUCUUCAUCGAUGAAAUGCUUCCAGCACAAGCGCUAGAAAUAUCUUUAAGAGAUUUGAAUGAACUUGAAUUUUAUCUUCAGGUGUUAAAAACACCUGUGAGAGUGCCUUGAAAUGAAGUUUCAGUUUUAUGAAGAGAAACAUUACAGAUACCAGAUAUUCUGCAUUCAACUCACACGGUAAAUGAUGUGAUUUGAAUAAUGAAUGUGGAAUUACACAUUUAACUUAGCAACACAACAUAAUUAAACACUUGAAUCUGGUCAUGUUGAUAGACAUGAAAUAUCAGAGAUUGUAAAACAAAACCUUGUUCACUGAAUUCAUUUUCUUGUGGGAUUUGUUCUAAAACCUGCAUCAUCUCCUGCAUGAAUACACUGAUAUUCUGAAUGUGCACAGGUUGAUGUGAUUUGCUUCUAGGGGAUAUUAUUAAGAGAAAAUAGCAUUGAAACACAACAACAUGGAAGGCUGAAGGACUCAACCUCGAGCCAAAACCAUUGUCAUGCCAUACCUCUAAUGCCGUCUGUAGCUUUACAUAUGGUUGCCUUUGUGGUUUUUAAGAGAUUACUGUGUGGGUGGUUGUUGUUUGAGACAUAUUGAUGAUAUGAUUAUGUGAGAGGUCCAUGAAGAAUGUGAAUAGAUGAGAAGCCACAACUGUUUGACAUGUUAUUACUACAAUGCAUUUCUAGAUUAUGUUUAUUCAACGCUGGCCUCACAUGAUCAUCCGGCUUAUGAAGCUAAUUACACGUAUUAUGGCAGACUCAAUUCAAAGAUCUCCAACAAACAUUACACUGUAAUGCUAUAGGUUAUUUCAAUAGUGCAGCCUCUAAACCACCAUUUUCACUUCCAAUACUUAUAGCUCUUGUAAAACUUUAAAAUAUAGUUCAUUAAUGUUUUGAUGUGUUAUGGUAAAACAAAGCAGAGACAAAAAUCGAUAUAGUCAAGAAGUAGGCUGGACUUAAUAAUUUUAGACAGUGUAUGGAUCAAGCUUGAGAAAUACUGAAAGCUCAAUUUCCCAGAAUGCUAUUUAGUAGGACAUUUGACAUCAUAAUGGUUAUUUUGUAACUUUUGGACCUUUCCAGAGCCACAGAAUACAAGAGUACAAGCAGUUCUCUUUAUGAUGAAAAAACUGCGCGACUGCAGUGCCGCUUUAAAAAACCUUUCAUGUUAGCACAGUGUGACGAUAUUUUGUUUGAAAAUCAAUACAUUUUCUUAAAGGUAGAAUUUCUUCCAUAAUGGUUUAUGGAUUAUUAUGUUUUUCAUGAAAACUUCUCCUAUGCAGAUUUUUCUUUGUGCUUUUCACAGUUACUUCUGUAUUUGAUUUUCUUUAAUGCUUUCAAAGCAAGCUAGAUGUAUGGUUCCUUUCGUCCACUGUAUCACCUGUUUUCAAACAUGGAUACUAUUCCACAAAAGCUGUAUAUACUUGAAGACAGAAAUAAUAAAUUCAUAUUUGCUUGACAUCAUACAA
Eleginops maclovinus (Patagonian blennie) is the source of this 9260-nucleotide messenger RNA. RefSeq names its product WNK lysine deficient protein kinase 2 (gene wnk2). Gene Ontology annotation, cellular component: cytoplasm; cytosol. The record is from RefSeq and is a predicted model, not a curated record. NCBI's taxonomy places the organism in Eukaryota, Metazoa, Chordata, Actinopteri, Perciformes, Eleginopidae. The transcript is spliced from 28 exons. Gene Ontology annotation, molecular function: protein serine/threonine kinase activity; potassium channel inhibitor activity; ATP binding. Gene Ontology annotation, biological process: monoatomic ion homeostasis; intracellular signal transduction; positive regulation of potassium ion import across plasma membrane. Bases 742 to 7179 code for a protein of 2145 amino acids.